Plasmopara halstedii is the source of this 1548-nucleotide messenger RNA. RefSeq names its product chloride channel family. Bases 1 to 1548 code for a protein of 515 amino acids. The record is from RefSeq and is a predicted model, not a curated record. NCBI's taxonomy places the organism in Eukaryota, Oomycota, Peronosporomycetes, Peronosporales, Peronosporaceae. Gene Ontology annotation, cellular component: nucleus. Gene Ontology annotation, biological process: peptidyl-arginine methylation. Gene Ontology annotation, molecular function: protein-arginine N-methyltransferase activity. The transcript has a single exon.
AUGAGCAAAGAAAGCGUGAAUUUUGGCGGUGAUGAGACGUGGAAUGACUGGGUAGAUGAAAGCUCGUCUGUACGUUACAGCUGCGUGUUCUGCGCGUACAAAUCUACGGCUGAAGAGCCGCUACACACGCAUCUACAAGAUGCGCACAACUUCUCACUUCACCAUGAGAUCUCGACGUAUGAGCUGGAUACCUACGGUACAAUCCAAUUUAUUAACUUUCUGCGCUGGAAUACAUUGGAUGGAGUGUCAGUUGAGCAAUUGAAGCAGACGCUGGCUAUAGAAGGUAGCAGUGCUUUCCGAAAGGACGAGUUUCUUAAGCCGGUGAUGCCCGACGAUCCGCUUCUCUAUUGCCUUAAAUGCGACAGUGACAGUAGUGAUGACGAGGAUGAAAGUAUCAUUCACCAAAAUCAACAGAGUGAAAAGGCGAUACCACUUCCAACUGCUGCAGACGACGUUGUUAACGUGAUUAAUAAGCUGCGUCUUGAGAACCAAGAGCUUAAGCAGCAGAUGUCGAGAUACUCAAAAAUAAUCCGGGAUUAUGUGGCUGACGAAGAGACGGUUGUACCUGUUGCAGAUGUUGCUGACAACGAUACCUACUACUUUAAAUCGUACUCGCAUGUGUCAAUUCACCGCGAGAUGAUCAUGGAUAGGAUCCGCACUGAUGGGUACCGCAAUGCUAUUAUCAACAACUCGGAACUUUUCAAAGGCAAGGUGGUGCUAGAUGUUGGUUGUGGUACAGGUAUUUUGAGCAUGUUUGCAGCCCAGGCUGGUGCAGCUCAAGUAAUUGGCAUUGACUGCAGUGAGAUGGGAGACGUGGCUCGCGACAUUGUGGCAAUCAAUGGAUUUAGCGAUGUCAUUACGAUACUUCGCGGAAAGGUGGAAGAGGUAAAGCUGUCCGUUGACAAGGUAGACAUCAUUGUCUCCGAGUGGAUGGGAUAUUGUCUUCUGUAUGAAUCUAUGCUGGACACUGUGUUGUUUGCCCGUGACAAAUGGCUUACUUCUGGUGGCCACUUGUUCCCGGACAAGUGCUCCAUAUUCAUACAGGCAAUGGAGGACUCAACAAAGCGCUUUGACUUCUGGAAUGACGUCUAUGGCUUUAACAUGAAACCUAUUCAAUCCAAAAUUUCCAUCGAUGAUGCCUUCGUGGAAGAUGUCAAGCCGGAAGACAUUAUCUCAAGUCGCGAAAUUCUGCAGAAGCUCGACAUCAACAGUAUCACUUAUGAAAAUCUCAACUUCCACUCUAACUUUACGCUAUCAAUCACCAGAGAUGCCAUUUUGCACGGCUUUGUGUCCAGCUUUGACAUUGGUUUUGAGCGGGGUUGCCCACGCCCUGAAUACUUCACUACGGGGGCUGAGGGCACCCCGACGCACUGGCACCAAGUCUUUUUUCAUGUCCCGAAACCCUUCCCGGUUAAAAAAGGAGAUGUUAUUCACGGUAAGUGGUGGGUGCGGCGGAAUGCUGAGAAUCCGCGCUUUCUUGAUGUUGAGAUAUAUUGGAAACAAGCAAUUGAAGACGAUUUUUUGAUCCAGUGUUAUCGUAUUCACUAG